AUGCCAUAUGGCAACCACUUUGGCGACCGUAAAGGCUUCUUGGCUGACCAGGCUAUCCACAAUUUCUUAGAAAUCAAAACCCGUGAAGACUGGAUUGAGUUCAUGGGUGGCAAAAGUUCAAAGAGAUCUGUUUCAGGUCGUUAUGCAUCAUAUGGCUCGACCUCAAAUUCAUGGGCCUAUCCGCAACCAUCGUAUCCUCAACCUCCAGUGAGCCAACCGUAUGCUUCACCUUCUCCAUAUCAAAGCUAUCCUAAUCAGGCUCCCGCAGUUAAGAAGAGACUCGAGAGAAAAUAUUCAAGAAUCGAUGAUAACUACAACAACUUAGAGCAGGUUACAGAUGCCCUGGCGCGUGCGGGUUUGGAAUCAUCAAAUUUGAUUGUCGGUGUAGAUUUCACCAAAAGCAAUGAAUGGACAGGUGCAAGGUCGUUUCAUAGAAGAUGCUUGCAUCACAUUGGAAACGAAAUGAACCCUUAUGAAGAAGCAAUUUCGAUAAUUGGAAGGACACUAGCUUCCUUCGAUGAGGAUAAUUUAAUUCCUUGUUUUGGAUUUGGAGAUGCUUCAACGCAUGAUCAAGAAGUCUUUAGUUUCCUUCCGGAUGAUAAAUUUUGUGAUGGAUUUGAGGAGGUUUUAAGAAGAUACAGAGAAUUAGUACCUCAACUACGACUUGCAGGACCUACCUCAUUUGCACCUAUUAUUGAAAUGGCUAUCACUAUUGUUGAGCAAAGUGGUGGUCAAUAUCAUGUCUUAUUAAUAAUAGCCGAUGGGCAGGUCACGAGAAGCGUUGACACGGAACGCGGUCAACUAAGUCAACAGGAGAGGAAAACUGUCGAAGCAAUUGUGAAAGCUAGUGAGUACCCGUUGUCAAUAAUUCUAGUUGGAGUUGGAGAUGGACCAUGGGACAUGAUGAGGGAAUUUGACGAUAAUAUCCCUGCCCGAUCUUUUGACAAUUUUCAGUUUGUGAAUUUUACAGAAAUAAUGUCAAAGAAUAUCGAUCGGUCUAGGAAGGAAGCAGAGUUUGCUCUUGCAGCCUUGAUGGAAAUACCAGCACAGUACAAGGCAACAUUAGAGCUCAACAUUUUAGGUGGUCGUAGAGGAAAAGCCAUAGAUCGGAUAGCUCUUCCUCCACCUUGUUAUGGUUCGGUGUCUUCUCGUGCAUCAUCAAAGCCAUCGGGACCCACACCCACUACCUUCCAAUCCUCGUCACACUCGUUUCAAGGAAAGUCAACACCGGUCAACAAAAGUUACGCCGGAGGUUCCUCUUCUGAUAACCAACUUUGCCCGAUCUGCAUAAGCAACCCGAAAGAUAUGGCUUUUGGCUGCGGACACCAGACGUGUUGUGAAUGUGGGAAAGAUCUUCUGUUGUGCCCUAUAUGUCGGGAUCAAAUAGACACAAGGAUUAAGCUUUACUAAGUGGAAUAUGAGCUUGUUUUGAGUGCUAUAUGUUAUUAAGUUUGUACAUAAUCUUAUUCUUUGUAACUGGUUUUGGGACAAAAAUGUGUGAACCAGAAUAAACCCAUUUGUAACCGGUCUAAUCGGAUUUUUCCUAGUUCAGUUUGUAACCGCUUUCAAUUAUCCACUCCUAAUCUGGUUUCCAAUGUUUAGAAGAUGAUCCGGUUAAAUCUAGUCGGAUCAAACCAAACCGACCCGGUUUCUUGAAC
Lactuca virosa is the source of this 1658-nucleotide messenger RNA. The record is from the annotation of a GenBank genome assembly. NCBI's taxonomy places the organism in Eukaryota, Viridiplantae, Streptophyta, Magnoliopsida, Asterales, Asteraceae.